UAUUACAAAUAUGUAUAUUCAUGCAAAACAAGUUUCUCCUUUAGCCACAUUCCCAAAGAAAAGCAAGAAAAGGGAAAAAAUUACGUCCACUGGUUCUCUAUGGGGAAGUAGAUAACAUGGUUAAUCAUGAGACCUUUGGGAUUAUACUGGGUCAUUCCAUUUGAUCAGUUAAGUUAAUUAUCUUUACAAUAUUGCAUUAGUGUACUGUGUAGAUUGUUCUCCUGGUUCUGUUCACUUCAUUUUGCAUCAGUUCAUAAAGGUCUUCCUAGGUUUGGAAGGGAACAUUUGAAUCAAGGGCUUAUCUUCUUCCCAAUUUCCAGAUGUAUUGUGGAAAAAUCUGGGAGGCCUGUUUUGCAUGCUGCCUCACAGAUAAUAUAAGAUGAUAAUUACUUCAGCCCAGUUUCUUUAUCUGUAAAAUCAUUGCACUAGCAUCUAACAGGGUGAUAAAAAGCACUUUGCACGGGAUAAAACACUUUCAAGGACCUUGACCUCUAAGGGGGAAUGACUAUCCAAAGUAGUAUGAGAAAGUAUUGUGCAAAGGGAUCGAAAAAGGCAAUAAAAACUUAACUCAUUGAGGACGCUGGAAAUUUUUAGAGGGAGAAAAGCUCCAAAGAUGGGGCUUAAAUUGAGAAUUCAGCAAGUUGAAAUAAAAUUAUAGAUGCGGAGGCUCAGCUUACAAGCCUGUUCAUAUACUGAUAUGGCAAUAGUUCACACUUCUAUAUCACUUCAAGGUUUAUAAAAGCUGGUGGUUUUUUUUUUUUUAAUAACCCUGUGACUAAGAUAACAAGAAUAUUAUUCCUGUCUUAGAGAUGAAGAAACAAAAUCUCGGAGGUUGAGUUACACAGUAAGUAUUGGAGAUAGGAUUCAAAUUCAGGUCUUCUGACUUAAAAUCCAAGAUAUUCUUUUCACUACAUAGCACUUUGAAUAAAGCUGAAAGGAGAAGUUGGGACCAAAUUAAUAAGGGCCUUACUUGCCAGGUUAAAUAGGGCAUCCAUUUUCCUGGCCCUAAGCCUUGCAAAGUUCUAAUGUGUUGAAGAUAGAACAGAUCCAUAAACUCAACUUCAGUGAACAUCUGUAUUCCCAUCCUUUUGUUUUGAGAUAAAGAAUAUUAAAUACCCCCCAGACUCAAGUAGUUCACAGUCUAGUUAAUUAAAUGAACUAAUACCCAAUAAGCAGAAAAAGGAUUAGUUAGAUUGUCAGACACAAACUACAAUUAGUGAUAGGAAUUUAUGAAAGUAUGGACUAAGAAGCCCUCAUGGAAAAAGUGGGACUUGAUCCAGUCUUGAAGGGGUAUAGCUAAAUGGGAAAGACAAAAGAUGGUUUUUCUGGCAAGAACAGUUUGAAGAGAGACCAGGAACUGACAGAUGGUGUCUAAAGUCACCUUUUAAAGUCAAUUGGCUUUUAUUAAUCACCUUUGUGCUGGUUGUUGUGCUAAGAAAUGUAGAUACAAAAAUAGGAAACUCAUAGAAGAUGGUUGAAAAAUCAUCUCUACAUAUAGAUGCAAUAUAGACAACAGAGAAGCAAUAAUCUUCAGGUGUCAGAAAAAUCUACAAGAAAUCACUUAGACAUCUAUCUAGUUCUGCAGUCUAGGGUAACUAAAACUGUCAAUAUCCAUGAUUAUUUAAAAAUGACUAGUCAUGAUGACUUCCAUUCUUGAAAAACUACACCAGUUUAUGAGCAACUUUAUAUGCAUGUCUAAUGCUAUUAAUAUUAACUCAAGCUUUCUCUGCUAUUAAUUGGGUCCAUUACUUCACCUUCCCAAAGUAGCUUUGGGAACAAAGUAGCUAUUAUCCCUCCUCCAAUAUUAGGCUCACAAGAGUAGACUGGAUCCUUCAAUUUCUCCAUUUCCUAAACUGCCAUUUUUUUCCUCUCAGCAUUAGCCAUAUUUUACUAGACUAGAAGGUACUUGAGAACAGAGUCCCAUAGUACUCAACAUGGUAGUUAUUCAUUUUUAUGCAUAUUCAUAUUUGAUAUAUGGAAAAAUUUAUCAAUUCAGGGGAGUACUUUAUACUUUUUACUCUUCCUUCUCUACUCUCACUGACACAGGCAACCACAUCUUUCCCAAAUGUGAUUCUAAACUGGACCUAUGAAUUCAAGGAGCAGUACUGAGAGACACAAGCAUACAUAAAAAAAAUUAUUGCUAUGGCAGGGAAGAUGAAAUUUCUAUUGCAGAAGAGUAGAUCAAGGACUUGGAUUGUUUUUUGGGGGGGGGUUUCCCCAAUUGAUAAAGUUUUUCCUGUGGGAAGACUCCUGGUUGAAACAGCCCCCAUCCAAGAAAAUGGUCUGGGUUUUUUACUUUCAACUUUAAUGUGUUGUGGUUUAUAUCUUUGGGUAUGCCUUUUCAAGAAGCCGAGUGACUCUUCCCUUUUAUCAUUGCCUUUACAGAAAAAGGGGAAAGCAAAAACACAACUGGUUUCUCAAAUUAGUAGAAUUCUGCUGAAAAUAUGGAACUUAGCUUCCUUGGUUUGACAUACUAUUUGUAAAAGGGGAGGGUAGAACAGUAAUUCCCUUUCGGUUCAAAAGUGUGCAACUUCCUCUCUGGGUGAGGAAACUGCCCUCGUAAACUCUUUUCUUCUUGCCUCACAAGGAAUUGGUUGUGAACAUUUGGUUUGGUGUGUCUCUCUUCAGCAAGAAUCAUAACCGAAUUUAGUGAAGAGAUGCCCUGGAAACUCCUCUUUUUUGUAACUGGCUCCUUGGCAAUACCAGCUCCUUCCAUUUCUCAGAUCCCUCCAUACCCUAACAACCCAGGAGAUCCCAUCCACCUUCAGUGUGUGGCCCCCCUUAGCUUUCAGGAGGCCGAGUUCUCACUAUUCCAUGAAGAUGGGGUGGUCCAGACACUGCAGGCAGAUGAGGCCCAACAGGGAGUUGUCUUCACGGUGACCAAUGUGAGUGAAGGUCUUUUAGCACAAUACAAAUGUCAGUACAGUGUGAUGGGGGAGAUUGCCAAGCAGUUUUCAGACUUCAGCAAGCCAGUGAAUGUGACCUUUUCAGUUUACAUGCUGUUGACCACAACCCUACCAACUCCUCCAGUGCCCUCUUGGAUCUUACCACUCUCCCUGAGUCUGGCUGGAGCAUUCAUCUUCGUUGUGAUGCUGGUUGUGGCCAUUCUAAUAAUUAGAAGAGUUAAAGUCACAAACCUUCAGAAAAAAAGAGAGCAAGAAUCCUGCUGGACAAAGAUAAAUUAUACCACUUCAGAUAUAUCUUUUGAUAACUCUCUAUUCUCCAUUUCAAUGAAAAUGCCCCCAGAAGACAUGGAUACCCAUGGCACUUUGACCAGCUCAACUCUGGCUCCAGAACCCCUUGUGCCCAGGAAGAGACCCACAUCUACUUCUUCUGCCUCUGAGAUACCUGAAUUCAGCACCUUCAGGUCCCUUGAUUGAACCUAUCUCCUGGCUCCAGAACCCCUGUACCCAGGAUGAGGCCUACCUCUACUUCUUCUACCUCUGAGAUAGCCGAAUUCAGCAGCACCUUUAAGUCCAUCUAUCAAACCUGUCCCCUGCUGUGGGUCUAAGAGGUUGUAUUUUUCCUCCCCUCCUUCACAUUCUUCCUCGGACUUAUCAGUUUCCAGACUGGGUUCUGAAGAAGUCUGGGAGGCCUGACUCCUGUAUGUCUGGCUUACCACCCCUUCAUCUCUCAUCUAGAGCCCCUGUGGGAGGAAUACAACUACAGCCUCGAAGGAUAUACUCUCAUGUCCCAAAUUUUCUUUGUUCCAACUGAAAUACCUUUUUUGUGGCUCAGUAGUUGGUGAUAGUCUGUUAUGUCUCAGGUUCACAGAUGAUAGAUUUAGGCCAGGAAAGAACCCACAGGUGUCAUCUAGGUGAAUUUGCAAUUCCCCAAAUACUCCCAUCUAGUAAAACUCAUGACUCCCAGUGGCAGAGGUUCAGCCACUGUCAGGUAUCAUUUGUAUUAGGGCCCCAAUAAAGGUGUUUAUCUGUUGAACAGAAAAGACAUAGAAGUCAUGACCUCAGGGAUAGCUGUCUCCCAUUUAUGAACCUAGAGAAAACUCUUAAGUGUAGCUCCUUUUCUAGGGGUAUAGUUUGUUGUUUGUCCUGUCCUACUCUUUGUGACCCCUUGGUCCAUUGCUGUCUAUGGGGUUUUCUUGGCAAGAAAUAGUUUGGAGUGGCUUGCCAUUUCCUUCUCUGGUGAAUUAGAGGCAAUUAGAGGUUGUGAUUUGCCCAGGGACACACAGCUAGGAAGUAUCUGAGACUGGAUUUGAACAUGGGUCUUCCUCACUCCAAGCCCAACAUUAUAUCCACUGAGUCACUUAGUUGCCUCCUUAGGCAUACAGAGGUUAAUUGACUUGCCCAUGGUCACACAUUUAGGAAGUGUCUGGGCUGAAUUUGAAUUCAAAUCUUCCGGAUUUCAGGUAGAUUGCUUUUAACCACUGAGCCACAGCUCGCCUCUAGGGGGAUAGCUUCUGCUAAUAAUUUUCCCUCCUCUAUCCAAAUAGUAACAUUAUGGGUUGUUGCAGGAGCAUAGAAAAGAUACAGAACCAAGUGGUCAGAGCCCUGAUUUCUUGGCUUGUCUUGCUUUAAAAACAAACAAAAACCCACCCCGUCUCAAAUUACUUAAAGUCAUGGAUGCUUUCCUGUGCUUCUGGAGAUUUACUUGCAGCUGUCCCUAGUUAGUGACAGGUGUCUUCCAAAUUAUGUUGUGAGAGUACUUGGCCCCAGAGUCCUGUCCUGUUUGUGUCAUUCCUUUUCUGUGAAACCUACAGAAUGGAGGGGCAAGACAACAUUACAACCAGCUUUGAGAUAUUUGUAAGGAACAAAGUGUGAAGUCUUAUUAAAGCUAGCUGAGUUUCUGUUAUUAACCCUUUGGGUUUUAUAAAAAUUAUUCCAUUCUA
Messenger RNA from Monodelphis domestica (gray short-tailed opossum), 4846 nucleotides. It is a transcript of the gene C3H19orf38, whose product is annotated as chromosome 3 C19orf38 homolog. NCBI's taxonomy places the organism in Eukaryota, Metazoa, Chordata, Mammalia, Didelphimorphia, Didelphidae. The record is from RefSeq and is a predicted model, not a curated record.